This is a messenger RNA of Xenopus laevis (African clawed frog), 3290 nucleotides long. RefSeq names its product extended synaptotagmin-1-like. The record is from RefSeq and is a predicted model, not a curated record. NCBI's taxonomy places the organism in Eukaryota, Metazoa, Chordata, Amphibia, Anura, Pipidae. Bases 161 to 1639 code for a protein of 492 amino acids. The transcript has 14 exons.
GUAGGUGGGGCUUGCGGUGGGCACAACCCAGGGGGGCCCAGGAAAUGUUAUCGUAUGGGUAUGUACGUGUGUCUACAUCUCUAACCUCUGCCUUUUCAACUUGUUUCAAUGGCAGAUUGUUGAGGACAUAUGGCAUCUUCUUUCCAAAUACGUGGAAAAGAUGAUUCGAGAGAGAAUUCAGCCUGACAUACGCGCCAAAAGCAAUUAUCUUGCCUCGUUCCGUUUCAUCAACAUCGAUUUUGGCAAGAAGCCCCCACAGAUAAAGUCUUGGAAAACUCAUGCGGAUCCAGAAAAAAAGCAAAUAAUGUUGGAUCUCGAUAUCAGUUAUAAUGCCGACAUAAAGGUGGAUGCUGGUUUUACGGAAAAAACCCCCAUAGCCGGCAUCAAAUCUAUAAAGCUGGAGGGAAUCUUGCGGGUAAUUUUGGCACCGCUGAUGGAGGACUCACCCAUAUUUGGAGCACUGACCGUUUAUUUCCCUCAUCGUCCGGUAUUGGAACUACAAUGGACCGGAUUUGCCCACCUACUGAAUAUUCCUGGACUUCAAACGCUGUCGGAAAGAGAGCUUGUGAACCAAAUCGGACAGAUCAUCGUUGCGCCGCAGCAUUUCAGCCAUCCCCUUGCAGCCAGAUUUGAUUUGGCUAAGCUGCAGUUUUUAGAACCCUGGAAUGCGCUUCGUAUCCGAGUCAUAGAAGCCAAAAACCUUGUUGCCAAGGAAAUUUUAACCAAAUCGUCGAACCCUUAUGUUGUGAUAUGCGGAGGAGGAACAACAGCAAAGACAAGGGUGAUACACAAGAACUUGAAUCCAAAGUGGAAUGAGACCUUUGAGAUAUUAUAUUCUGACCUCCCAGACCAGGAGAUAGAAUUUAAUCUCAUGUCUGACAAAGGCGUUAAGAUAAACCAGCAAUUGGGCAGUUGCAGAAUUAGAAUUAAAGAGGUGCCAGAGAGAGGAUUCAUAGACAAGUGGAUAGAUUUGGAGAACGUAAAGUCUGGCCAGCUUCAUAUCAAGGUGACACGUCUCAGGCUACUUUCAGACCCAACCCAACUGGAAGAGGUAAAGUCUCUGUUCCUUUACGCUGGCUGCCGUGGAAAUACGUUGGAAUGUUUUGUUGGUGCAUCAAAUUUUUUUUUGGUUUUCCAGGUGCUGAAAGUAAACGAACAAUCUCGGCCAAAAAGAGAUAAUGAGAUUGCUUCAGCCGUUCUGUACACCUAUAUUGAAAAAGGAAGGGGUCUGCCUGUUCUACAAAUGAAGAAGGACAAUCUGAAAGCGUUAGCUGUCGUGCAGGUUGGCGUUGAAGACAAUGUAAAGAAGUUUGGAAGCAGAAUAAAUAACGGAGAAGCAGAGUGGAAAAAGAGGUUCCAGUUCUUGAUAAGGAACCCACUUAAUGAGGAACUGAAGCUUAAGGUUCACAAUGAACACAAUAAGCCCAUCGGAAGUAUUACCGUGCGCCUAUCUCGCCUUCUGGCUGCUUCGGAAAUGACCUUGCAGGACUGGCUGCCCCUGGAAUCAACUGAACAGAAUAGUGAAAUCCGGGUGAAAUUACAAUUGAGGAUUUUGACCCCUGAUGUUGGAGCUCCAUCGCCCCAAGGAAAGACCAAGGCUCAAUAUAUCAAACCACGGACCAAAGUCAAGAAGCACUGAGCGUUCAUUUUACAAUCAUUAGGUGACUGGCCAGUCUACCAACUCAUAGACACAAUCCACACAAUCUAUUUGAUGAAUUAGAGCCAACAGAAAUUCCAAAUAAAGAAUUUAUUCCUGAUUCAAAUGAUAUUGUUUACCCGUUAUUAAGAUCAAAGCUAACGCGCAGGUCUCCCUCCCACGGUUGGACAAAUCUCAAGUCCUUUAUAGGAGUUAAAUGGAACAUACAGGAUCUAGGAGGCACAUUAGCUCAUAAGUGGUUGGACGUGGAAAAGUUUCAUAGUGACUUAAUGCAGUGUUGUAUUUGAAGGAAUCUAAAUAUUUCCUCUUGGGGAAUGUUAUACUGGUCACGCAAUUGUUGCACUGAGAGUAAGGGUGUCCGUUUAGGAAGGGUAAAUAUUGUAGUCAGGUUGUUUUGUUCCCACCACUGGAAGGUCCCACCAGAAAUCCCCGGAGGAAAGUCUGGGUUAGACCAAAAAACAGCUGGUUUAGAUGAAGAAACAAACUUAUAAGGCCAAAUCUGUGCUGUAUCUUGAGAGAAUGUGACAAUAUUUGGGUGUGUCCUUAAUUGUAUAGCGAAUCGUUUAGACCAUAAUACAUUUUGAACAUGCCCACUGUCCAGGGAAUCCUGGCUUCGGCACCUCUGUGCCACGGUAUGAGUUGACUAAGUUGGGCUUCUAUAUGGUAAUAGUGAAGGUUUUAGGCUUCCCUUCUAUUGCUCCUGGAAGUAGUAGAAGAGUUAAAUCUGAUUCUUUUGUUAUCCCACAAAAAUGUAUUGAAAACUUUUAGUAAAUAUUCUAUGCCUUCUGGAGGAGUAACAACUUUCAUGGUGUGGAGAUGCGUACGGACAUCUAAGAUGUCUAUGAAGAAAGUAAACUCUGCUGAGGCUCUGAGAUGGAGGAUGAAGAAGGAGGAAUGGGAGGAUUUAAUACCAACACAGAACUUUUGAAAAGAAGGUAGCAUGCGGUAAGGUAACUCAUGAUCUGCCCACAAUCUGAGGAGGAGGAACUUAGAAGACUAGAUUUUAUCUCCUACAUGAAUAAUUCAUUCAACUACCCUGAUGUAGCUUCUCGUCACCCUUUGGCAUCAGUUUAAGCUGUGAGCCAUGCAAGUACUUUUGGGGCAGAGGAGAAGGAUGCGGACAUCAAAGAUGCCCAUGAAGCAAGAAAUUCCAAGUGGAAAGUCUGGGUUAGACAAACCCUGAGAGAAUGUGACAAUAUUGGGUGUGCCCUUAUUUAUAGAGGGAAGCGUUUAGAACAUAAGGGGGGAUGAAGCCCGUUUAGGGAUGAAAUGGAGUUAUGCAAGGCCCCCUUCCACGUAAGGUGCAGCCCUUUUAGCCUCCCCCACCCCAUUCCCAGCUAGCCCCCAGGUAAGAACAAUGGAAAGGGGGAAAAAAGUGUGCGGGUUGGGGGUGGAAACAGAGGAGGAGCGUUGAGCAGGGCAGGGGUUUUAAGAGGAUGUGGUUUGUGAAGAGUUCAUACGUAUUUGUUUUUUGUUUCCCAUUCUCCCUCUCUAGGUAAGACGGAUCCAGUCGAGAAAAAGGUGCUCCAGGGUUGUUACGACCGAUCGCCUGGAUGGGGUCAGGAAGGAAUUUUUCUCAUAGCACUUAAUUGGCUGAAAAGUGCUAGAGUUUUCGCCUUCUUUUGGAGUACCA